Messenger RNA from Suhomyces tanzawaensis NRRL Y-17324, 666 nucleotides. RefSeq lists its product as uncharacterized. The transcript has a single exon. Gene Ontology annotation, cellular component: cytoplasm. The coding region runs from base 1 to 666 and encodes 221 amino acids. The record is from RefSeq and is a predicted model, not a curated record. Lineage: Eukaryota; Fungi; Ascomycota; Pichiomycetes; Serinales; Debaryomycetaceae. Gene Ontology annotation, molecular function: ATP binding; kinase activity.
AUGACUGAAUCCAUUGACGCCAACAACAUUGACGCCCUUGUCCUGCGGGUCUUGACGCUCUACGAGCAGGUGGCGCCACGAAGAUUGAUCAUCUCGUUGGCUGGGACGCCUGGCUCGGGUAAAACUUCCCUUUCCACCAACAUCGUGAACGCAGUCUCCAAAACAGUCAAAGCGUUGGUUGUUCUGCAAGACGGAUUCCACUUAUACAGAGCACAACUCUUGGAGCUCGCCGAUCCAGCUGAGGCAGUGAGAAGAAGAGGUGCUCCCUUCACCUUCAAUGCAACAGGAUUUUUGGAGUUGGUCAAGCAAAUCCGUUCUCAGCUGACAGAGCCCAUUCUAGCGCCCACGUUUGACCAUGCGUUGAAAGACCCUUUGGAAAACGAUUUGACCAUCGAGCCAGACGUCGGUAUUGUCAUCCUCGAGGGCAAUUACCUCUCGCUCAAGGAUGACGUGUGGACUGAGAUUAGCAACUACGUUGAUGAGACGUGGAUCUGCAAAGCUCCGUUGGAUUUGGUCCACCAGAGGCUCGUUAAAAGACACUUGGAGUCGGGAAUCGCGGCCAACCAGCAGGAAGCAGAAGAAAGAGCGGGAGGAAGCGACUUUGACAACGCUAAAUACAUCUUAGAGCACUCGAAGAAGGUGGACUUGGAGAUCUACACAGGUUAG